AUGUGCCGAUCCCCACUCUCGCCUGAGUUCGCUCGCAGAUGUGGCGUAUUCCCGGUGUACCGGCGAAACAAGAAGGUUACUCGCAGAUCUUGCCCUUUGCAGUGCAAUGAGCAAGACAUAGUUGACGGCCUUCACCCCAGUAGUGUAAUUGGCAACGCCGACCACCGUCGUCGCACCUCCAAGUCGUCGUCGGUGUUGUACCGUGUUAUCAUUCAGGGGCAGGGCACCCCGAGGACGAUGGUCGUGAAGAAGUUCCAGCACAAUGAAACUGGACCAGAUGUGGAGUCCCGCUGCCUAGCAGAGGUGAACCUGCUGGGCAGCAUGUGUCACCACAGCAUCAUCAACCUUGCAGGUCACAUCCGCACGGACAGUUGUGUCCUCCUCGUCUACGACCACAUGGAGAACGGUAGCCUCCACAAGUGGCUGCACCCGAGCCUACCCCAGGUGCCGGCGGAGGGGGAGGAGACCGUGCGCCUGCGGCCGCUAGACUGGCCGACGAGGCGGGCCAUCGCCGUCGACGUCGCAUCCGGGAUUUGCCACCUGCACCACGGAUGCAACAAUCUCAUCGUCCAUCACAACAUCAACUCCAACAGCAUCUUGCUUGACGGCGACCUCAAGGCCAAGAUCGCUGGCUUCGGGUAUGCGCAGCUCAAUCUUGCCGGCCUAGACCAUCCGGUGCCAGCAUGGGAGCUUACUGGCACCAACAUAUUUGGCUACACAGCUCCAGAGUAUACGACCGAGGUAACCCAAAAGGUGGACGUCUACGGCUUCGGUGUGGUGCUGCUGGAGCUCGUCACCGGUCGGGUGGCUAACCAGGCAGCUGUGGAUGGCCACUUGGCGACCUGGGCAGGAAAGCACUGCAACCAACUGCUGAAGAACAAUGCAGCAGGUUUCAACAACGAUGCUGCCGACCACAAUAUCCCAGAUCGCGCACGGCACCUCAAGGAGAUGGCAGCCAUGUUCAGGCUGGGCGUCAGUUGCACUGUUAGAGAGGCGUCUGAAAGGCCGUCUAUAAAGACGGUUCUCCAACACCUCCGGGGUCAUGGUCGCUUUUAG
This is a messenger RNA of Lolium rigidum, 1056 nucleotides long. Its product is annotated as probable inactive receptor kinase At1g27190. The record is from RefSeq and is a predicted model, not a curated record. Gene Ontology annotation, cellular component: plasma membrane. Gene Ontology annotation, molecular function: ATP binding; protein kinase activity. The transcript is spliced from 2 exons. Lineage: Eukaryota; Viridiplantae; Streptophyta; Magnoliopsida; Poales; Poaceae. Bases 1 to 1056 code for a protein of 351 amino acids. Gene Ontology annotation, biological process: protein phosphorylation.